AUGAGGAGUCGACUGAAGAAAUAUUUGGUUGGCGAGAUCUGCGAUCUGACACAAGAAGAGGCUAAGGUGUUUGGAUAUAUUGCUGUAAAUUAUGAAGUGGAUCAGUCGGAUCUACUCUUCUACUGCCCGGCGACUAAGGAGGCCGCCGCGGAUCGAGACAAGUUGAUGCGCUUGGUGACAUUUUGCAUCACUAUCACACGAGCUUGCAGGGUGGCCAUCAAGAAAUCGGUCGUACCUAUGAUCGGCUCCGCGAUCAUUUCCAUUGGAGAGGGCUAUAUAAGAGUAUACAGUGAUAUGUGGGAGAAUGAGUUGAUUGCGAAACAGGCAAAGAACGACCUCGGAUCCUGCGUGAGUCACCUGGUAACCUUCAGGCAAAAUACCCAUUCCAGAUCGUUGCCAUGGAUCAUGCCUAAAACCUUCAAUAGUAACCCAGAACUGUUGAUCUUCGUGGAUCAAUUCUCUGGAUAUGUGAUCACCAAGGCCAGAGCCUCCAGAUCUGCACAAACGAUCGCUGAGACUUACGAAGAAUGCGUUUUCCGCAGAUUUGGUGCGAGCGAGGUGAUCCGACAUGAUCGAGAGCCAGCCUUUAUGUCUGACUUCUUCAAGCCCUUUAACAAGAUAUUGGGUUAA
Messenger RNA from Phytophthora megakarya, 630 nucleotides. Lineage: Eukaryota; Oomycota; Peronosporomycetes; Peronosporales; Peronosporaceae. The record is from the annotation of a GenBank genome assembly.